AAAUAUUACAAGGCAGUGGAGCAGCAGGGAUUUGUCAUGGACUGUCCCGUUGGGGACAGGAUGGCCCUGCCUCCUUGGUGCCUGUUUGCUGUCAAAUGCGGGCUCUCCGGCAGGGCAGGCAGCCAGCGGGCUAUAUUUAGCAACAACAACAAAACAGGCAGCCGAAUCAGCCGACUGGAGGCAGGGAGCCUGAUGCACCGUGUAGUUUUAGACAGCACGUAUUCUGCACUGAAAACAGGGAGGGAGAGAGCCGGGGAGAGACGUGGGAGCCAGGGGAGCUGAAAGCCGCCCACCCCGCCGCACCAGGCAGCAGCGCAGCUAUGGCACCCCGGAUAAGAUUGAGUCUUUCAAAGCCUCUCCCAACCAUACGUGAAGCCCACGAGGAAGUGAUGGAAGAUUCAACCAGCAACCUGAAACAUACUGGAAGCACUGCAGCCGGUCCAGACUCGUACUCCAGCGAUGAUUACAUUCAAUCUAUCUGCCACCUUGCCAGACCCACCUUCCCAGGCCUUCCUGAAAGCAGCCAUAAGGUUCAGGACAGAAAGACACUGAAGACCCUUGAAGACAGGUCACGGUCCCCGUCACUGGGGGGGACACAGCAGGAAGUGUCAAAAUGUAAAUCGACUGAUUUGAUCUCAAAUGUGGUGCCGCUGGGAAAAGUCACGCCUGCAGAAGCUGACUUCUGGUCCAGAGAGGACCCCCUGGCACAGAUUUACACUGGCACAGGAAAGCUCUGCUCCUCCAAGGCUUCUUUGUAUGGUAAAAACUCAAGCAUGGAUAACUCACAGUGCCACUCUUCCUCCCCAGACAGUGAACUUCAUCCCCCAACUAUGAAAGAAAAAGCCACAGGGAAACCCAAUUUGCUGCGAGUGUUCAGUUUUCCAAGCCUUCCCUCCCCAAGACCAGCGCAGAAAGAAGCAGCCUGCUCAGAGCUGAAGUACCUCAGAAGAGUUGAGGGGGCAGUUUUAGGGAGUAGCCGCAGUCAGAAAGAAGGCAGCCCCAUGUUCAUUACCAGUGAAGAGUUAUUGCCAUGCCCAGCCAGAGGGAAGCUGCUGGGAAACCCAGCCUUGUGCUGCUCUGUAGGAAGGCAGAGUUGUUUGUUCAAUACAGCAGGCGCUGAUGAAAAAGAAGGGAGAGAAAAUUCUCACUGUGACAAAAAUGUAAUAGGUGAUGCCCCCCCUAAGCAGAGAUACUCUGAGUGCUUCCAGGCGGCUAAAAAAGCCAUGAUCCAUAACUGGAUUUCAGAGCACAGAUGCAUCUGGAAAGAAGCAAAGGUAAAAGCUUGUUUACUCCCAGCCAUUGCUGAAGUGUGAAGAUGUAGCUGUUCAGAAUUAUUUUACUCACAAGAAAUAACCACCCUGUGCUCUAGAAGCUCUCCCUGGAGUCCUUACACAGAAAACAUGGCUUGAAUGUGCAUGCAAGUCAGGCAGACUUUUGUGACCCCCUCAUAUCCCUCAUCAGUGGGAAAAGAGACAAUUCAGAGUCUCGGCCACUAAGGAAACAGCGACUAAUUCUCAUUUUGGAAAGGCAACAGUUCAUAAAGCGUCUCCCCACACCUAUUGCCUAGAACUGCCCUGAGCACGGAGAAAAGCUGAUGAGAGUACAAAGUCCACCUAUUCUGGAGGAGAAGAGAUCUGCGGGAACAUCAAACUACUGGUGUUUUCCAGCAAAUGCCAAACAGCCAGAUGUUGCUCACACUCGGGUACAGUUAUUCUGAAAAGAACAUUUUGACAGAUGCUUGCGCAGCACUAAACGUGCUCUCUCUGACAUGAACAUUUACUAGGAGACCCAUUAUAGAUCAACACCAUUGAUCAACACCACCAACACAACGCGUCAACACCAGAAUACCACUGGGUAGGUCACCUGGUAGUGCAGUACCAUGAAGAAAUAUUUUUAAAAAUAUCAUAAGAAGUCUUUUAUAAGGAUUUGCUAGAGGGCAGCACGGAGACUAUUAAAACUCCUGCAGGUGGGGAUUUUCCUGUUGCUUACCCUGGCACAACCCUGUUACCUGUACUCCUUGAUUCACCCUUGGCAGGAGGAGACCUAGCAGCCCUGGGUGGGCAUUGCUGUGCCAGUGUUGCGGCAACGACCUGCGAUGCCAGCUGUAAAAAAUCAGAUAUCAUGCUGGUAUCUACCCUGUCACACCCGCACCAGCGGGGCUGCACACUGUGGGCACCCCGGUUUUGCUGUUCGGGUGCAGGAGCCCCACGAGCUUGCAGGCAGCUCUGCCGGCUCAGCGGCACGACAAGAAGAGCAGCUUUGGCUGAGGGGCAGCCCGGGGAUGCUGGGCUGGCAUUAACAGGACCUGAAUAUAAAAUAAUCAUGUCUGGGUUUCCCUUCAUAUUUGUGCUUCUGUAUUCUCACCUACCUGACCACGUUAAUGAUGCUGACUGUCCUUCGCCUGGUGCUGAGACUGAAACUUGAAAAGACCACAUGUGUAUGUUAUGACCAUCCAGCACAUAACAUACAUAAAACUGUUCAGUUGAUGUUAAUGCUGCAUGGGCUGUCUGUAGGAAGAGAAGCAUUCCUGCAUUGCUGUGAGAUCCCAGCGUGGUGUCAUGAGCACACGGCCAGGUCAUCCCUCACUGCUGCAUGGAGACAUCUCCAUCCAGAGAAACUGCCUCUCAUCGGCGCUUUCUCCUGCAGUCACAGCAACCUCAUGUACCCGUGUCUCGUACAGCAUUCUCCGUAGCCAUCUGAGAGAAGUAGGUGAGAAAACUGCAAAGCAAUACUAGCAUAAUUAUUAUUACUACUGCUAGGAAUGAAUUUUCUGGCACAGAGGAGAGCAGAAGGACCAGGAUGCUUGUUCAAUUGCAGCUAAGAUGGGAAAUACCAUUGGAAAGCUGCAAUUAUAAAAAUGCUCACAAGCAAUUUCUAAACCACCCUUGAGCAGAUUAAAUCAGAAGGCAACUCCUGCUCAGUACCAACAUGAGCGUAAAUACGCUCGAGGAUCAAAAGGUGAGCAUAUUUGAGCUUCUCAUUCUCACAUCUCUUGCCUCAAAUAUUUUUUCUCCUGUUGAAACUCAUUAGCACUAUGGAGCUGAACUGCUUCUCAUCUUUGUUUUUGAACUAACCACACAGCAAGAACAAAAGUGAAGGUGGCUCCAGCUUUUAUUAGAGCUGAUGGAGAGAGCUGAAUCAAGGAAGGUGCCAGUCUGCUCCACCUCCUCCACAUCUUUCCCUUCCUUCUCAGGUUAAUGCUGGGAUUUAAGUGAUGCUUGUCCUCAUCGCACUGCUGACAUUUUAAUGUCUCUCCACGUGAAUAUUUAUGACACUUAUGCAUAGCAAGUCUUGUGCCAACUGCAUGUAUCACUGCUUUUGACAGAGAAAACAAAUAAAACCGUUACAUUGAGCUGCUGUUUCCAUUA
Messenger RNA from Phalacrocorax carbo (great cormorant), 3368 nucleotides. The record is from RefSeq and is a predicted model, not a curated record. NCBI's taxonomy places the organism in Eukaryota, Metazoa, Chordata, Aves, Suliformes, Phalacrocoracidae.